Musca vetustissima is the source of this 511-nucleotide messenger RNA. RefSeq names its product immunoglobulin domain-containing protein oig-4. Bases 1 to 510 code for a protein of 169 amino acids. The transcript has 6 exons. Lineage: Eukaryota; Metazoa; Arthropoda; Insecta; Diptera; Muscidae. The record is from RefSeq and is a predicted model, not a curated record.
AUGUGUUGGUCUUCUCAUCGUCAUCAACAGCAGCUGAAAUUUUUAAUAUUUAUUGUGAUUUUAUUAAUACGGGCCAAUACGUUGGAGGGUCAAAGAACUGUCAGUGGCCGUGGUGUAUUACGUCGAAAUUAUACGGGUAAAAAACCAGUGCUGAUACAACAUCGUACCCCAGAUGCUGUCAAUUAUUAUGAUCAUGAAAAUGGUGCCAAAAUAAUCAAAUCCUCCCACUUUGAAUUGGACUAUACAUUGGGACGAAAAAUCACCUUCUUUUGUAUGGCUCAGGGUAAUCCUCGCCCCACCAUAACCUGGUUUAAAGAUGGCUCGGAAUUGUAUCAGCAUCGUUUCUUUCAGGUCCAUGAGGCCCAUAUCGAUAAUAAUAUUAUUAAAUCGAAAAUGGAAAUUGAUCCGACUACACAAAUGGAUGCGGGAUACUAUGAAUGUCAGGCGGACAACAUUUAUGCCAUUGAUCGGCGAGGUUUUCGCACCGACUAUGUUAUGGUGAAUUUUUGAA